Messenger RNA from Tripterygium wilfordii, 447 nucleotides. RefSeq lists its product as uncharacterized. NCBI's taxonomy places the organism in Eukaryota, Viridiplantae, Streptophyta, Magnoliopsida, Celastrales, Celastraceae. Bases 1 to 447 code for a protein of 148 amino acids. The record is from RefSeq and is a predicted model, not a curated record. The transcript has a single exon.
AUGGUCCAUCUAUCACCAGCAUAUAAUCACUCCGGUAGCGACGACGGCUUCUGCCCAAAGCGGAUCACGCAGGGCUUGAUUAUCUCCGUAGCAUCUAUUCUAGCUUUGUGCAAGAAACACGCCGUCCAGGCCUCGACCAAACUGAAGCCGAAACCAGGGCUAGCGCGCCAGCCGAAGCGGCUAUUGAAUCAGAUAAGCAACAAGACCAUGAGUCUCAUGCACCACAGGAAAAGGAAGGGUCAUGAUCGAGGGUUGGACAUAGUGGCGCCCGAUGAUUUCGGAGACGGUGGGCUCUGGCAGAGGGAGAUCCUGAUGGGGGACAGGUGUCGGCCGUUGGAUUUCUCGGGUGUAAUUUAUUAUGAUAAUACCGGGAAGCCACUUGAAGAGUUUACUCCCCGAUCACAGCGGGCGAGUCCGUUACCAGCGUACCUAACGCGCAUGAAGUGA